Molecule: messenger RNA, 1674 nt
Organism: Zasmidium cellare ATCC 36951
Lineage: Eukaryota; Fungi; Ascomycota; Dothideomycetes; Mycosphaerellales; Mycosphaerellaceae
Exons: 2
Coding region: 1-1674 (557 amino acids)
Source: RefSeq, a predicted model, not a curated record
AUGGCCGGAUUCACUCCCAUCAACGCGUCCGCCUCAGGAGGCAUUGCAUCCUCGCAAAGCCAAUUCGAAGGAAGCAGAGAAGCGUCUGACCAGCAUCCCACGAGAACCGUUGCCUCGGAGUACCUUGGUAGAAAGGAAGAUCUGCCUGCUGCGCCUCUCCCCAAAAAGAUCCAUACCAAAGGCAAAAAGCGGGCGGCAACUGCAGGCGAUGCUGGCAAAACUAACAAGCGACGACGUUCGAGCAACAUCGACGACAGACUUCACGUCACCAAGUCUCGUGGUCAAGAUGAGAAAUCCAGCAAGCCGGACUGUACUGACAAGCCUGCGAAGUCUUCCAAGCCCAAGAAAAAGACAGCGGCAUGCAAACAGCCCAAGAAGAGUUCGGGCACGGUAAGUUCAAGCAAUGCUGAGGCCGGCAUGCCCAUGACCAAGCCUGUCUCGGUUUAUGCUCAAACAACGUCGAUGGAUGCGCUCGAUUCAACAUCAGCAGCACGCACCUCUUUUGACUCUGUCAGAGCCAAUGCUGGCCAGAGCUUCACUCUGUACCAGGGACCAUCUUCGAACUCGUCCUUUCAUUCCAACGUUCUAUUUUCUCAGCCUUUGCUGACACCGGUUUCCAACACAUGUCCACAUGGCUCGCACGCGAACGCAGGAGCCACUGACGAAGCCGAAAUUGGCGAUGACUUUACCCUGCUGUCUUCAGAUGACGAUAUUCUCGGCGCAGAAGUUGAUUUAAACUUGAAGAUUUCAAAGCAACCUCACCUGCCAGACAGGAAGAAGGAUACUGCAAGUUCAAGAGCAUCAAUCACUGAAGAUGGCAACCGACGUACCACUCGGCAGAAGAAGGCUGUCAAUUAUGCAGUUGAACAAAGCUUCCCAUCAAUUGAUGAAGUGCAGGACAUCCAGUUGGAAGCACCAGACAAAGCGAAAACAAAGUCACCAAGAAGGCGAAGCACAGCAACCCUUGGCGGCGAAGAUGACUUUGGUGAUAUACCCGAAGACGAAGUGGUAGAACUAACAAAGGAGGUCGAGGAGGCUGUCGAGGAAGGUCGACCAGUUACGCCACCGCCGCGUAAUCGAAAGCAGGACAUGCGCGAGGUAGAUGAGCAUGAGGACUAUGAGGGUGCACUCUUGUCCGACGCGGAGCGGAAGCUGCUCGCCAAGAUGAAAAACGCCAGCGAGGGCAAGAUCAAACCAAUCGUCCGCAAGCCAUUUCUACCAGCUGUGCUCGACAGAUCGCCCAUCUUUGGGGCUUCCAAGAGCACUGUCGUCCGCACCUCAUUCCGACUUGGUGAAGCCUUGAACUUUGGUGCUCAGGCAGUACGAUGCAAUGAAAACGCCAUCAUCGAGCUGUAUGCUAGAGCCACAGUCUCCAGGCGAGAGGGCCGAAAACAGCACUUUGUCUUCAAGGACCUCUAUCACGACAACCCGCCGUAUCUGGAAGGCACCUACGAACUUUGGGACCAAGCUCGACUGUGGGAUCUCGACAGCAAGCCGUUUCUCAAAGCCAGAGGUCCCGGUAUCCUCAGCCGCGUGAUCGCUCGCAUGAAGCGUGAAAGCCAGAAGUGGCGACUUGAGAUAUUGAAUGUGUGGGAAGCAAGCUGGGGAGAUGUGAAUUACGUGGCGGGAAUCUACACUGGCGAGGUGUAUGAGGAGGACGAGUACAACAUUUGA